Messenger RNA from Sporisorium graminicola, 387 nucleotides. RefSeq lists its product as uncharacterized. Gene Ontology annotation, biological process: mitochondrial electron transport, ubiquinol to cytochrome c. The transcript is spliced from 3 exons. The coding region runs from base 1 to 387 and encodes 128 amino acids. Lineage: Eukaryota; Fungi; Basidiomycota; Ustilaginomycetes; Ustilaginales; Ustilaginaceae. The record is from RefSeq and is a predicted model, not a curated record.
AUGGUUCUCGCACUCUCCGGCAUCAGCCUUGCCAAGUACGUGCAGUCGUCGCCGGCGCUCAUGCGGGUGCUCAAGCCCGUCGCCAACGCCUACGCCAACGCGACUGGCCACCGUCAGAUGGGUCUGCGCUACGACGACCUCAUCAUCGAGGAGUCGGAGCGUGUCCAGAAGGCUAUCUCGCGUCUUCCUGAGAAGGAGGCCUACGACCGUGCCUUCCGCCUGCGUCAAGCUGCGCACCUCUCCGUGCUCCACCGUGAGCUCCCCAAGGAGCAGUGGCUUCCCGCUAAGGAGGAUAAGCGAUACCUCACCCCUUACGUCCAGGAAGUCGCCAACGAGGAGGCGGAACGUGCCGCAUGGGACACUGUCUCGGUCAAGAAGGGUCACUAA